UUGACAAGCCAAAGUGGUAGAUGGGGCCGAGCAUGGCGAGUGGCGGAGUGUUGAGGAGGGAGUUGUGAGUGUUGUGCCAGGAAGUCCAGGUGGUAUUCGCCGGAGCUGUGCCUUGUAUACCUUCGUGAACCAUCCGAGUAUACAGUGAUGUCUGGUAGAGGCAAAGCCAGUGGUGGCAAAAAGAAAUCACGGUCCAACCGUGCUGGCCUGCAGUUUCCAGUGGGCAGGAUACACCGACUGUUGCGCAAAGGGAAUUAUGCAGAGCGAGUUGGUGCUGGAGCAUCUGUGUACCUGGCAGCUGUGCUGGAGUACCUUGCUGCUGAAGUGUUGGAACUGGCAGGUAAUGCUGCCCGGGACAACAAGAAGAGUCGCAUAAUUCCUCGCCAUGUACAGCUUGCCAUCCGUAAUGAUGAAGAACUCAACAAACUCCUGAGUGAUGUCACAAUAGCUCAAGGAGGAGUGCUACCCAACAUUCAAGCCGUCCUCCUCCCUCAGAAGACCUCCACCCACCCCAAACAGACUAGUCAGUCCCAGGAAUACUGAACAUCAUGGAUGAUGGUUGCACCACACCUUCACUCUGGACCUCAUUGAUGGUCACCAAAGAUUUUGUGCCUGUUUGACUUUUUGAAAUGUUACAAGUCUUUUUGAAAAUUACUGUGUGUAUCCAAAGUUGAUGAGUGUUUAUUUCAUUAUUUUGAUCACAGUUAUUUUACUGCAUCAGUAAUUGUGAUAUAUAGUGUUAGUUGUGAUUACUGAUAAAAGUGACUGUAAAAUCUUGUGGAUUUUAUUAUGUCAGUCAUCUUAUAUUAAUAUGGAUUUUUUAUUUUAAUCUGCGGGUUUUGUCAAUUAUGUUAUAUUGUUAUGAUUAUUUUUAUUCUUUACUGUGGGAAAGAUUGAGUGAGGAUUAUUAGGUCACUCACAUCUUACAUUGUAUUUUUAAUUUCAAUAACUAAGUUAAGUUUCAUAUCCAUUGUUAUUGUGAGCACUUUUGCUGAUCAGAUACAUAUAGAAAUUUGUCAAGUUUUGGAUCUGUGUAUUUUAAGGUAUGAUUAACUAAGGAUGAUAAAAGAAGAAAAUCAUUCCACAUAGGUUCUAGUUUAUAUGUAAAGAAAUUAAUAAAGAAGAAAGCCAAGUUCUUGUGAUGUACGUACUCAUUGUUAAGGUAAAUUGAUAUAUUUUUGGGGGAAGUCCUGGAUGAAGAAAAAGGAAUUGAGACAGGGAGUGCCUUGUAUUAGUGUAAAAUUGUUGAAAUAAUAAAUGUGCCCCUAAUGACGGAUAAAUACAAGUGUAACACAUGAA
This is a messenger RNA of Portunus trituberculatus (swimming crab), 1299 nucleotides long. Its product is annotated as histone H2A-beta, sperm-like. Gene Ontology annotation, cellular component: nucleosome. The record is from RefSeq and is a predicted model, not a curated record. The transcript is spliced from 4 exons. NCBI's taxonomy places the organism in Eukaryota, Metazoa, Arthropoda, Malacostraca, Decapoda, Portunidae. Bases 148 to 543 code for a protein of 131 amino acids. Gene Ontology annotation, molecular function: structural constituent of chromatin; protein heterodimerization activity; DNA binding.